AUGCCUGGAAUUUGGCCGAGAGAUGAUCACGCCGGGCAUCUGGCCGGUGACCUCUUCUUUGUGGCAUUAAACCCAGAUCUUCAUGCCUGGCACCUGGCCGGUGGAAAUUUGAUGAAAGCGCAAAAGAGAGAUAAUCAUGCCGACCUCUUUUUUGUGGCAUAA
Messenger RNA from Acaulospora colombiana, 162 nucleotides. The record is from the annotation of a GenBank genome assembly. Lineage: Eukaryota; Fungi; Glomeromycota; Glomeromycetes; Diversisporales; Acaulosporaceae.